UAUAGCACGCAGCACUAGUGGGUAGUCCGGGAAAUGAGCAAGCGUCGAACUGUCGGAAGCGCAUGCGCGAGAGCCAUGGCCUCGAGCUGGAGCUUCAAGCUCCUCCUCGUCCUCCUCUCCAUCGUCUCUCUGGCCUCCUUCUUCCCCGCUCUUCCCGCCCUCUCCUCGCCUCGCAGUCAUCACUCCAAGUCCGAGGGUGGUGAUCGUGGGUUCUGGAUCGCUGACGACAAGUUCUGGAAGGACGGCCAGCCCUUUCAGAUCAUCGGCGGCGAUCUGCACUACUUCCGCGUUGUUCCCCAGUACUGGAAGGACAGGCUUCUAAGAGCGAAGGCACUCGGGUUGAAUACUAUCCAGACCUAUGUGCCCUGGAAUUUGCAUGAACCUUCACCGGAAAAAUGGGUUUUUGAUGGCAUGGCGGACAUCGAAUCGUUUCUGAGGCUUGCACAGGAGCUGGGGUUUCUUGUCAUGCUCCGUGCUGGGCCGUACAUAUGUGGUGAAUGGGACUUAGGCGGCUUUCCCGCUUGGUUACUGAACAUAGAACCAGCUCUUAAACUGAGAUCUUCUGAUCCUUCAUUCCUUCGAUUGGUUGAUAAAUGGUGGGGAGUUCUGCUUCCUAAAAUACUCCCUCUGUUGUACAAUAAAGGAGGACCUAUUAUUAUGGUUCAGGUGGAAAAUGAGUUUGGAUCAUAUGGUGAUGAUCAGCCCUAUCUUCGACAUCUUGUGGCUUUGGCUAGAAGAUACCUUGGGAAUGAAAUUAUUUUGUACACAACAGAUGGGGGCUCCAGAGACCUUCUGGAUAAGGGCACUAUUCGUGGGGAAGAAGUUUAUUCGGCUGUUGAUUUUUCUACUGGAGAUGAUCCAUGGCCUAUAUUUCAGUUGCAAAAGAAAUAUAAUUCUCGUGGAAAAUCUCCUCCCCUGAUAGCGGAAUUCUAUACUGGUUGGCUUACACAUUGGGGAGAGAGAAUUGCAGAGACCGAUGCCAAUUUUACAGCAGCAGCACUAGAAAAGAUUUUAUCUUUGAAUGCUUCUGCCGUGCUUUAUAUGGCACAUGGUGGAACAAAUUUUGGAUUUUUCAGUGGUGCAAAUACUGGUGACAAUGAGACAGACUACAAGGCUGACCUCACUUCUUAUGAUUAUGAUGCACCAAUAAAAGAGUCUGGUGAUGUGGAGAACUUAAAAUUUGAAGCUUUAAGGAAUGUAUCACAGAAAUACAGUAGAGGAUCUCUUCCUCCAUUUCCAUCCAACAAUGAGAGAACCAGAUAUGGUCCUGUUAAGGUUAGCAAGGUAUCCUCUUUGCUUGAACUGCUCCAUGUCUUACGUGAUCCUAUGGGGGUGAUUGAAAGAGAUCAGCCAGUUCCAAUGGAGUCAAUUGGUCAGCUGUAUGGAUUUUUACUUUACACCUCAGAGUACUCUCAGAAGAAAACUGGAAGCAUUAUUUCAAUACCAAAGGUGCAUGAUAGAGCACAAGUAUUUAUCCAAUGUUCACUAAAUGAUAAUGAAAGAAGCCUUAGGUUUAUCGGUGCCAUAGAAAGAUGGUCCAAUAGGGAGCUUGCAGUUCCAUAUAUUAAAUGUUCUUCAAAUGUUAGCGUACUUGUUCUGGUGGAAAACAUGGGUCGCCUGAAUUAUGGACCAUACAUACAUGACAGGAAGGGAAUACUGUCUGCUGUUAUUCUAGAUGGAAUCAUUCUCCAUAGAUGGAGAUUUUAUCCUGUUUCAUUUAACAAUUUGAGCAGCGUAUUGAGAGUCAAUCCAAUCAUGCAAGUUGCAGAUCCUCAAAAUGAGGGCAUGACAGAAGAACCAAGAUUUUAUCAAGGUUCUUUUUUUAUUGACCACAAGAAUCAAGUUAAAGAUACAUAUAUAUCAUUUCAUGGAUGGACAAAAGGGAUUGCUUUCAUUAAUAACUUCAACAUCGGAAGAUUCUGGCCGGUGAAGGGACCACAGUGCUCUCUUUAUGUUCCUGCACCAAUCCUUCAACAUGGUGAAAAUAUUGUGGUUAUAUUGGAGUUGCAUUCUCCUCAUCCUGAACUCAUACUUAAUUUAGUGAAAAAUCCGGACUUCUCAUGUGGCGGUACAUGAUGGUGUGUAAGGUAAUGCUUGUGUUUUCUUUAAAUCAACAGCCUUAUUUCAAUAUUUAAUGGACUUGUCAGCGUUUCCCUGGGUUGCAGUUGACAAGCCUGUAAUUGAUGCCUGCAAUUAACUGGCAUCACACAUACUUUAAUGGAUGGGGGGAAAAACAACUUAAACUAUUCACGAAUAGGUGUAUUUUGGUGCAUAUAUAAUUUUAUAUUUAUGCAA
Molecule: messenger RNA, 2295 nt
Organism: Dioscorea cayenensis subsp. rotundata (Guinea yam)
Lineage: Eukaryota; Viridiplantae; Streptophyta; Magnoliopsida; Dioscoreales; Dioscoreaceae
Product: beta-galactosidase 8
Exons: 19
Coding region: 34-2076 (680 amino acids)
Biological process (GO): carbohydrate metabolic process
Cellular component (GO): vacuole
Molecular function (GO): beta-galactosidase activity
Source: RefSeq, a predicted model, not a curated record